Messenger RNA from Durusdinium trenchii, 1559 nucleotides. The record is from the annotation of a GenBank genome assembly. NCBI's taxonomy places the organism in Eukaryota, Dinophyceae, Suessiales, Symbiodiniaceae.
GAGUGUCCUACAAGAGUGUCCCAGAAGAGUGUCCUACAAGAGUGUCCUAUAGGAGCGUCCGACAAGAGAGUGUCCCAGAAGAGUCUCCUACAAGAGUGUUCCACAAGAGUGUCCCACAAGAGUGUCCCAUAAGAGUGACCCACAAGAGUGUCCCACAAGAACGUCCCACAAGAGUGUCCUACAAGAGUGUCAUUUGGACAUAUGUAGCUUUUCGAACGUGUUUGCAUUCGGGUUCGUGGGCUCCAUCUUGUUUUUUUGUUUUUCUUCUGGAGGUUCGAGAGGUUGGCUGAGUUGGAAGCAAGAAGUAAAAGCCAGCAAACAAUAUGACAUAAAACUAGCUUGCCCAAACCAUUUUCAUAUCCUACAAAUGUUUUUUGCUGGCAAAACUUGUUGGUGCGCUGAACAGUUUUUGAGUCUGAUUCUUUCGUGACAUGUCUUCAGUUGUCUUGAAACGGUUGGUGUUGAGGUACACCCAAAGUUCGCUGUCAAACCAGGCAUCAAUACAUUCAGAUUGCCCAAACGGUUCAAAAGUAAAGUUGCACUUGUGUUCUUUCUGUGGUGUUUGCUGCGUUUAAGACGGGUUUUAUGUCACAGCCAUGGUUGAGUGUGCAACAGAUCCCGGCCAUAUAGAGGGGAGUGAUGCGGAGAUUGCAUCGGUCGUGGUGCAAUGGCAAGGGAGUGAUGGGACGUCCACGUUUUCCACAAUUGAGCUGGAUGAAGAAAGUAAAUGCUCAACCUUAGCUUGCUUCAAGGUGCUUUGUGCCAAAGCACUUGGAGUUGAGCUAGUUCAGCUGCCAGAUUUCAACGAGGAUAUGGACGAGACUCCAAUCGCGGAGCUGGGAAUCGGCUUCACGGAUGUUCCGAUUUUGCUGGAUUUGGGGACCUCCGAGGUGACAGAACACCGUUUACAUGCCGAAAUCGUGGAUACAGACGGACUGGAGAAAGCCAAAGCAAAGGUCAGCCCAAAAGCGGAUUCCAAGCCUUCUUUUUCUGCUCGCAAGGCUUUAGAAGAUGCAUCAGAGAUCAAAGAUGGCUGGCUCUUUCUCAGUGGACAGUUGGCCGCAACAAAUCUGGAGUGCCUACAACGUCUGGGCAUCACGCAUGUGCUCAACUGUUGCGAACGGAUUCCAUGCAAAUUCAAAUCGAGGUUGACCUACCGGACGAUCGCCGUUCUGGACACGAAAGCCUCGGACAUCAGAGCUCACAUUCCUGAAGCUUUGGCCUUCAUUGAUGAGGCUCAAACCACGAACGGCAAAGUUCUCGUUCAUUGUAUGGUGGGCGCCUCACGGAGUGUGUCCCUGGUCCUGGCAUGGCUGGUGGCACGUUGUAGCAUGUCUUUGAAAGAGGCAUUUUUGCUGGUGCGGAAGGCCAGACACCAAGCUCGGCCAAAUCGCAGCUUCUGCGAACAACUCAUGUUGUUUGAGACUGAGACUCGAGGAAGCUCCAGCACCACGUUAGCGGAUUUCUUUCACACAUGAAACUUCAAAGCUAAGAAGCCAAAGUUCAGCUGCGAGUCAAAGGGUUGACCUUUUGUUUUGCUUUACAGUUGUCAUUGAUGC